AUAUGGCCGACAGACGCGAACCGAUCCCGGUUGACCCGGUCGAUGUCGGAGAACUAAGCGAACUUGACAAUUUGGCUCAUUUGGCCGCUCAUGGUGGAGAUGGUCGUUUGUUCAAAAUGGAGCAGGACUACUCGAAACAAGUCGACGAAGCACUUCUGAAAGCCCGAGAUAUCGCUCAAAAGGACGCUGUUGCUGCUGUAGAGAGUCUGAACAACAUCGAAAAGCUCACUCGUCUUGGAGCUGACAUGAAGAGCAAUACACGCGUUGUUCAAUAUAUGACGAAGCUUUGUUUCGAAGGGCAGAAAUGGGAUCUUCUUAUGGAAACAAUCAUGACGCUUUCAAAGAAAAGACUUCUCAUCAAAAUGGCUAUCGCAAAGAUGGUCCGUGAUGCUGUCGCAAUGAUUGACAAAAUGCCAACCGAGGACCUCAAGAUGAAGCUUAUUGAAACUCUUCGCACUGUUACAGCUGGAAAGAUCUAUGUGGAAGUGGAACGUGCUCGCCUCACCUCGAUGGUUGUGAAGAAGUUGGAGAGAGAGGGAAAGCUUGACGAAGCUGCAACCAUGCUUCUUGAACUUCAAGUGGAAACAUAUGGCUCCAUGGAAAUGCGAGAGAAGGUGCAAUACCUUCUCGAGCAAAUGAGAUAUUCUCUCGUUCGUAAUGAUUUUGUGCGAGCCACUAUUAUCUCUAAGAAAAUCAAUAUCAAGUUCUUCAACAAGUCAGACGAAGAUGAAGUACAGAACCUGAAGCUGAAAUACUACGAUUCGAUGAUCCGUAUCGGACUUCACGAUGGAAACUAUCUGGACGUGUGCCGUCAUCAUCGUGAAAUUUAUGAGACGAAAAAGAUUAAAGCUGAUUCAGCCAAGGCGACCUCACAUCUUCGUUCUGCCAUUGUCUACUGUCUUUUGGCUCCGCACACAAACGAGCAAUGGGAUCUCCUCAACCGAAUUGCCAUUCAAAGAGAAUUGGAAACCGUUCCAGACUACAAGAUCAUUCUGGAUCUUUUCAUCAACCAAGAACUCAUUUCUUUCAAAGGAACCAUUGUCGCAAAGUACGAGAAGCUUUUAAGACGUGGAACAACUAGCUCACCAGACACCGGAAUUUUCGACAAAUCAACUGAAGGAGAGAAGCGGUGGUCUGAUUUGCACCUUCGUGUUGGAGAGCACAACAUGCGUAUGAUUGCCAAGUACUAUACUCAAAUCACUUUCGAACGUCUCGCUGAGCUCCUCGACUUCCCAGUUGAUGAAAUGGAAUCAUUUGUGUGUAACCUCAUUGUUACCGGUCAGAUCACCGGAGCAAAACUUCAUCGCCCUUCCCGUAUUGUCAAUCUUCGUUUGAAAAAGGCAAAUGUUGAGCAAUUGGAUGUAUGGGCGAGCAACGUGCACAAACUGACGGAUACAUUGAACAAAGUUUCCCAUCUCAUUCUGAAAGAGCAAAUGGUUCACAAGAACUUGGAUCUCGCGGCCCCACGGGCAUAAAUUUAACCACUUUUUUGUGUAUAAUUCCGCCAUCAUGUGUAUUUUUCUUAUUGAUGUUCGCCCUCCCCAAUUUCUUCUUUUUCGUGCACCUUCUCCGGUUUUAUCAUUAAUUUAUUAAUACUGUCGAUCGAUUUCAUCCUUUCACUCUUCGGUUUGAUAGUAAACGUAUACGUGCUC
This is a messenger RNA of Caenorhabditis elegans, 1652 nucleotides long. It is a transcript of the gene rpn-5, whose product is annotated as PCI domain-containing protein. The coding region runs from base 3 to 1475 and encodes 490 amino acids. The transcript has 5 exons. Gene Ontology annotation, cellular component: proteasome complex; nucleus. The record is from RefSeq and is marked reviewed. NCBI's taxonomy places the organism in Eukaryota, Metazoa, Nematoda, Chromadorea, Rhabditida, Rhabditidae.